Oncorhynchus keta (chum salmon) is the source of this 799-nucleotide messenger RNA. RefSeq names its product E3 ubiquitin-protein ligase RNF138-like. The coding region runs from base 123 to 737 and encodes 204 amino acids. The record is from RefSeq and is a predicted model, not a curated record. The transcript is spliced from 5 exons. NCBI's taxonomy places the organism in Eukaryota, Metazoa, Chordata, Actinopteri, Salmoniformes, Salmonidae.
GGUAGCCAGGUAUUUUUUUUUUUAGCAAGGCAGUACAGUCGCUGCCUCACACACACCACACCGGCCCCAGGGGAGACUGUAGUGUACUCUGUCCUGAAGAGAGAAUCUUUCCCAGCCAAAGUAUGGCCCACUCUGCAGCAGGCCCAGAGACCCCAUCUGAGGAUGAGUGUCCCAUCUGUAUGAGCCCCCUGAUGGAUCCACAUCACCCUGCUGCCUGCUCUCAUGUGUUCUGCCGACUAUGUCUCUCGCGCUCUUUAAAGUGGAUACCCCACUGCCCUUUGUGCAGAGUUAAGGCACAGGCUGAUGACAUAAUGCCUGUUGGUGCCACUGGAGUCACAGUCCAGACGAGGACCACAGUCAUCAGGUUGGAUCAAUCUCUCUCUGGCUUGACGAGGAUUUACACCCCAGCAACGAGACCUGUGACAGGUGAUAUCCAGAGUGCUGCAGUGAGGACGUUUGUCUGUCCGAUCUGCCAGGAGAGUGGUCUGAAUGAGCAGGAUCUGGUGGGUCACUGCAAUGACAACCAUCACUAUGACAACGGGCCCGUGGUGUGUCCGGUGUGUGUCUCUCUACCACACGGUAACCCAAACCAAAUCAGCAGGAACUUCAUCAGACAUUUGAACCUAAGACACUGCUAUUAUGCCGAGGACUACACGAAUAUCCAUCAAACCGAUACGUUGAACGUGCAAUAUGCCAUCAUUGAGUCUCUCCGAGAUGCCAACCUGAAUCCAAGAUGAUCUUGACUGAUAUGAGUCUCUCCGAGAUGCCAACCUGAAUCCAAGAUGAUCUUGACUGAUAU